CAAAAUCUCUUAACUCUUGACAAAGAAAAUGAGCCCUCCCUAUUAUUCCCUUUUGUUCACUCUCACAAUCCUAUUGAGUUCUUUCCAUUGUUGUCUUUGUGCCAAUCGUCUCAUCCGACAAACAUGCAAGAAUUGCUCAAAUAGUGAUCCCAACAUAAGCUACAAAUUUUGCAUAACAUCUUUCCAAUCAGACCGUAGAAGUCACUGUGCCAAAACCCUCCAAGAACUAGGCCUAGUUUCCAUCAAGCUAGUAAGGCACAACGUGACAAAUACUAGUGCUCACAUCAACGAGCUUUUGAACCAAAAUAAGGGCUUAGACCCAUUCAUCAAAGAAUGCUUAGAUGAUUGCCUUGAAGUUUAUUCUGACGCCAUUUCAACUCUUAGAGGAGCCAUUAGAGAUUACAAGGCCAAGCGCUAUGGUGAUUCAAAUAUCAAGCUAAGCUCAGUCAUUGAUGCCUCUACCACAUGUGAGGAUGGAUUCAAGCAAAAGAACGAUGUCGUUUCGCCAUUAACAAAGAGAAACAAGGAUACUUUUCAGCUUUCCGCUAUAGCACUUUCCAUUGUUAACAUGCUCAUCGAUACGGAGAAAUUAAAGGGCACAGUUUGA
Molecule: messenger RNA, 607 nt
Organism: Abrus precatorius (Indian licorice)
Lineage: Eukaryota; Viridiplantae; Streptophyta; Magnoliopsida; Fabales; Fabaceae
Product: putative invertase inhibitor
Exons: 1
Coding region: 29-607 (192 amino acids)
Molecular function (GO): enzyme inhibitor activity
Source: RefSeq, a predicted model, not a curated record